AUGACCACCAUACCCGCCGACAACAGUAGCAGGAGAUUUAGUGUUGUCAAGUUCGUAGCACAAGUAAUAAAAGGUCGAUGGUUUAUGCUGUGUGCCUCUUUCUUUAUCAUGGGAGGAUCUGGUGGUAGCUAUGUAUUUGGAUCAUACUCUGAAGUAAUCAAAUCUACUCAAGGUUAUGAUCAAAGCACACUCAACCUUUUGGGGUUCUUCAAGGACCUUGGUGGAAAUUUUGGUGCUCCUAUUGGUCUCAUUGGAGAGAUUACCCCUCCAUGGUUGGUACUCCUUCUAGGCUCAUGCCUUAACUUUGCUGGCUAUUUCAUGAUUUGGCUUGUGGUCACUGGCAAAAUAUCAAAGCCACAUGUUUGGCAGGUUUGUCUUUACAUCGCAAUUGGUGUCAGUUCUCAAAACUUUGCCAACACUGGAGUAAUAACCACUUGUGUAAAAAACUUUCCAGAAAGUAGGGGCACAAUAUUAGGUUUGUUGAAAGGUUACCUUGGUCUCAGUGGAGCCAUUGUAACACAACUUUACCUGGCCAUUUAUGGGAAUGAUUCUGAGUCUCUCAUCCUUCUCAUUGCAUGGCUCCCUGCUGCUAUACCAGCAAUAUUUGCAUGUGUAAUUCGAUUCAUGAAGGUUGAAACUAGGCAACCCAAUGAGGGAAAGUUAAUCAACCAAUUUUUAUUUGCAUCAAUUGCACUUGCAAUAUUCAUCAUGGUAAUGAUCAUUGUUCAGAAACAGACUGUUUUUUCUAAAGCAGCUUAUGCUGGGAGUGCAACUCUGGUAUGUAUUCUUCUGAUCCUCCCUUUGUUUAUUACUAUCAGACAAGAGUUAUCAUUGUGGAACAGCAAGGAAAAACUUGCACGUACUAUAAAUGGGGUGGUCAUAGAGAAACCACAAAUAGUUGAACCUGCAGAAUCACCACCCCCUCCAAAAGAAAAAGCCAUAGACCCAAAUAUGUCUUGGUUUGCCAACAUAUUCAACAAACCUGAAAGAGGAGAGGAUCACACCAUUCUACAAGCACUUAUCAGUAUUGACAUGUUGUUAUUGUUGAUUUCGUCAUUUGCUGGCUAUGGAACAAACGUAACAGUGGUGGACAAUUUGGGACAAAUUAGCAAGUCACUAGGAUACACUGGAAAUACAGUAAAAUCAUUUGUGUCACUAGUAAGCAUUUGGAAUUACUUUGGGAGGGUCCUGUCUGGUUUUGGAUCAGAAAUUUUGCUUCGAAAGUACAAAGUUCCUCGUCCCAUGUUGUUGGCCUUUUCUCAUUUCCUUACAUGCAUUGGACACCUUCUUAUUGUGUUCCCAACACCCGGUUCGGUCUAUUUUGCAUCAGUGAUAAUUGGAUUCGCUUUUGGCGUAUUAUUGCCAAUGCUCUAUGCACUUGUUUCUGAACUCUUUGGUCUUAAAUAUUUUUCCACCCUGCAAAAUUGUGUCCUCAUGGUUAUUCCUAUUGGAUCAUAUGUGUUGAAUGUUAGGGUGACUGGCUUCCUUUAUGAUCGAGAGGCAAAAAAUCAACUCAGAAAAAGUGGCAAAGAGUGGAUGAAAGGCACAGAGUUGACAUGCAUUGGAAUUGAAUGUUAUAAGCACUCUUUGAUGAUAAUGGCAUGCAUCUCUUUCUUCGCAGGGUUAACUUCUUUGAUUUUUGUGAUGAGGACCAAAAAGUUUUAUAAAAGUGACAUAUACAAAAAAUUUGCAAAGGAUGCAGUAGCUGCAGAAACGGAAUUGACUACUACAUCCUGA
Molecule: messenger RNA, 1737 nt
Organism: Sphenostylis stenocarpa
Lineage: Eukaryota; Viridiplantae; Streptophyta; Magnoliopsida; Fabales; Fabaceae
Source: the annotation of a GenBank genome assembly